Molecule: messenger RNA, 1714 nt
Organism: Clarias gariepinus (North African catfish)
Lineage: Eukaryota; Metazoa; Chordata; Actinopteri; Siluriformes; Clariidae
Gene: mterf3
Product: mitochondrial transcription termination factor 3
Exons: 8
Coding region: 78-1367 (429 amino acids)
Biological process (GO): mitochondrial ribosome assembly; regulation of DNA-templated transcription
Cellular component (GO): mitochondrion
Molecular function (GO): double-stranded DNA binding
Source: RefSeq, a predicted model, not a curated record
UCACCCGCAUGCGCGGAAGUACAAGUUGUAGUUAGCUUAGGAGCUAAUAAUUAUUUUUUGUUGUUGUGGGGAUUUAAAUGAAAACGGCUUCACUUUAUUCAGGUACCUCAGUCAUGUAUCUUUGUGGAAGGUGUGUUAUGUAUUUGCAGUCGAGACUGUUGUGUGUCAAAGCCCAGCAUGUUGACACGGCUGCUAAACUCUUCACUCUCCACAAAAGCCCGACUUCCAUCCCGACAGCUAUGCUUCCUCGCAGCAUCUCACAGGACUAUAUGGACAUGUGGAGAUCAUACAGGAUCCGGAACUUCAGCCAUCAGAGCAGCAGAGACUCAACACUCAGCAGCACAGAGGAGAAAAACCCAGAACAUGGUUUAGUGCCAAUAAAGAUCUCUGAACUUCAUCAGGUUUCCAGUGGAGCAGGACCAGUUCCUGGAGAACACAUCUCUAUCAAUUUGGAUGCACUGUCCUGUCCGUCUCCGUUUAAAGAAAUCAGCGAUGAAGAUGCCGUACAGAUCUUUGUGCCUCCUAAUCUUCCUCCCACCAGCAUCACACUCAGAGAUUAUGUGGAGACGUCAGAGACCUUAAAAAACCUGGUUCACUUGGGGGUUAAUCUGUCAAAACUAGAGGAGCGACCUAAUGUGGGCUCUAUGCUGGUGAGACUGGACUUCCAAAAGGAUGUGGUACCUCUGCUUUUUUUCUUAAAAGAUCUUGGGGUUCAGGACGUUCAGCUGGGACCGAUGCUCACUAAGAAUCCCUUUCUUCUGACUGAGAGCUUGGAAAAUCUCCAAACCAGGGUUUCAUAUUUAAAGUCAAAGAAAUUCAGUUCAGAGGCUGUUGCUGUGAUGGUGAGCAAAGCUCCAUAUUUACUGAACUUCAGUGUGAAAAGGUUGGACAACCGUCUGGGAUUUUUCCAGCAGCAGCUGGGCCUCAGUGCUCACAAGACCCGAGAUGUUGUGACGCGUCUACCUAGGUUACUGUGUGGCAGUUUGGAGCCUGUAAAGGAAAACCUAAGGGUUUGUGAACUGGAGUUUGGGUUUCACAGAAAUGAAAUCCAGCACAUCGUCACUGUAGUUCCAAAAGUGCUAACAGCUAAUAAACGAAAAUUGACACAUACAUUUGACUUUGUCCACAACACUAUGGGUAUUCCACAUGCUCUCAUUACAACGUUCCCACAGGUCCUGAAUGCAAAAUUUCUCCGUAUACGAGAACGACAUCUUUUUCUUCAGUACUUAGGCCGUGCUCAUUAUGACCCAGCUCAUCCAAACUACAUCUCUCUGGAGCGGCUGGUGGCCCUGCCUGAUGACACCUUCUGCACUAAAGUGGCGUUAGCCUCUCUGGAAGAUUUUGAACGAUUCCAAAAAACGAUGUAACAUAAAUGGCUUUGGUGUCUAAAUUAUUUUGAAUGUUUAGUAUUAAUAAUCCAAAGAAACAAGGUUUUAGUUGUCAUUUUUGUAAUUACAUGUACAGAAACGUACUAUGUACAUUUGAAUACAUAAUUUCUAAACUUCUGAAUUUGCACCCAUAUUUAUAAAUAAUGUCAGUUCAUGUAUUUAUGUAGAAAAUGAAUGAAACUUACAAUAAAUUCACAAAUGAAAAUUGCAUAUCUGUGAAAGGCAGCAGGUUGGGUCAUCAGCAUGACUUUGUUUACAGGGGAAAGAAAAUGUACGAACUGGGCUUUUAUAAGUCUUUAUAUUUUUGCAUGCUGUAUCAAUUUAUU